GAAGCAGAUUCAAUUUCCAAUCUGCUGCUAAAGGUAGCUUUGAGUUUUCCGAACAUAUUUGCGCAUUUCUGUUUCAUACACGCAGCGCUAACCUUGCAUUACCACCAGUCGGCACCGAUAGAGUUUUCACCAAUGAACUUAUUAAUCGCUUUCCGACCUAAUUAUAGUAGGAAUAGGUGUAUAUCUGAUUCAAUAAUAUCUAAUUCAUACUGAGUCUGGUUUCCUGACAACACGAUAAAUAAAGUACACAGCAGGCGAAGUUGAUAUGGUUUGACGCUACUAUUCCUCAGCUGGAUCGCUGGCUUGGUACGGGGUUCCUGGACUAAUUUCCCGAAAUUGAGAUGUGGUGCGAGCGGCUUCAUGAACUGUGUUUAACACUUCUCGUCUUUUUUUGUAUUGUGCUAGAAUGUUCGUGUUUAACUUUUAAGUAUCAUAACAAUAGUGAACUAGAGCAGGUUUUGAAAAAUUUUACCAAUUCCACCACUAACAUCAGGACUAGAUUGGAGAAGAUCGGAAGUUCUUUGAAUAAAAUACCACUUUGGGCUAUUGAACUCACUGCAGCAGAAAAAGAUGCAUUAGGAGUGCCAAAUAUAAAACUAAUUGGAAAUAUCCAUGGCAAUGAAGCAGUAGGCAGAGAAAUCAUCUUGAAUUUUAUGGAGUACCUACGAACAGAAUACGACAGGAACACCACAAUCCAGUGGCUCCUCAACAACACUCGGAUCCAUUUUCUACCGACGAUGAAUCCGGAUGGUUUCGCGGUGUCCCAUGAAGGAAUGUGCGCUGGGGAAUAUGGAAGAAAGAACGGAAAACAGGGCGAUGUGGAAGAUCUCAACAGGAACUUCCCGGAUUUCUUCCACGACAACAAGAUUCCAAGACAACCCGAAACUGUUGCUGUGAUGAAUUGGAUGAAACGGAUUCCUUUCAUAUUAUCCGCUGGUCUUCAUGGAGGAGCCGUGGUGGCAAACUAUCCUUUCGACACCGUCAAGGAAGAAAGAUGGAAGACACUUCUGAGAAGAAUAGAGACAGUUACAGAUUCUCAGGUGGAAUACGAAAUGAGGAUCCAAUAUUUGGCUUCCAUACCUAUAAAUCCACCAUCUUUGACUCCGGAUGAUGACGUAUUCCGACAUUUAGCUACUGUAUAUUCCCAAAAUCAUCUCACAAUGCACAAGGGGGUGAUUUGCGAUGAUGGAAAAAAAUUCCAAGGUGGCAUAACCAAUGGUGCUGCAUGGUACCCAUUUUCUGGGGGAAUGCAAGAUUACAAUUACGCCAAACAUGGUUGUAUGGAAUUGACGUUGGAAAUAUCAUGUUGUAAAUUUCCUAGAGCCAGCGAGCUGCCCCACUUAUGGGACGAAAAUAAAAUGGCUCUGUUACGAUACGUUAUGGAGGCACAUAGAGGUGUUACAGGCCAAUUGUUGGAUUCUGUCACUAAUGAGCCAGUUUCUAGAGCAGACCUGAAAAUUGUUGGGAGAAAUAUAACAUUCCAUCCUUCAAAUAAGGGCGAGUUCUGGAGACUACUUCUACCGGGAAAUUAUCAGAUUCAGGUGGAUGCGCCAGGUUAUUAUCCAAUAAUUCAGGAAUUCUCAGUAAAGAAUUUCUCCGCUGCAGAGCUUCCUUCAUUGACCAAAAUGAAAAUACUCCUUUUAAAUGACACCAUACCUACAACUGCGAAGCCAGUAACAUCCUCGUCGUCAUCAACGGCCGUCAAGUGGGAUUUCAAGGAAACCAGGAUCGAAGAAGAAGAAGAAACGACAAUAUUGGAAAUGAAUCAUUUCCUCAGACACUUUCAGUACACAGCCGAUCCAAAUUCCGAAUACAACAAUGGGUUGAAACCAAAUUUCUUUUCCUGUUUCUUGUCUAUGCUCGUGAUCGAAGUGUUUGUUUUUACUAUUUUGUAGUAUUUUAUCUUCAUGCGACAUUCCUCUAAUUAUAAGUUUUUUAUCUGUGAUGUAUAUUAAGUAUUAUACGUAUAAGUAUUUUCGGGAAUAAACAUUUUAUACCGUA
Molecule: messenger RNA, 2001 nt
Organism: Coccinella septempunctata (seven-spotted ladybird)
Lineage: Eukaryota; Metazoa; Arthropoda; Insecta; Coleoptera; Coccinellidae
Product: carboxypeptidase D-like
Exons: 8
Coding region: 342-1895 (517 amino acids)
Biological process (GO): proteolysis
Cellular component (GO): cell surface
Molecular function (GO): metallocarboxypeptidase activity; zinc ion binding
Source: RefSeq, a predicted model, not a curated record